Cavenderia fasciculata is the source of this 3675-nucleotide messenger RNA. RefSeq lists its product as uncharacterized. NCBI's taxonomy places the organism in Eukaryota, Evosea, Eumycetozoa, Acytosteliales, Cavenderiaceae. The record is from RefSeq and is a predicted model, not a curated record. Bases 1 to 3675 code for a protein of 1224 amino acids. Gene Ontology annotation, cellular component: endosome membrane; PAS complex. The transcript has 7 exons. Gene Ontology annotation, biological process: phosphatidylinositol biosynthetic process; positive regulation of kinase activity.
AUGUCAAAAUCACAAGAACCAUCACCUAUACCAAUCAAUAUUAUAAAGAGUCUAACAGACAAGAACAAUGACAAGAGAAAGACUGGAGCACAAGAGAUUGAAGCACUGGUUCGUGAAUUGGUUAUAAUCGAUGAGAUACCUACCAUCAAAUCAAUCAUCAAGAUCUUAUCGGUCGACUAUACAGACUCUGCACAGGGAAACAAUAAAAAGGGUGGUUUGAUAGGCCUAGCAUCUAUAGCUAUUGCCCUUGGUCAGGAUACAUGUAAUUAUUUACAAGAGAUUAUACCACCUGUGUUGAGAUGUUUUCUAGAUCAUGAUAGUAGAGUUAGAUUCUAUGCAUGUGAGUCAUUGUACAAUAUAGUCAAGGUUGUUAGAGCAAAGACAUUGGUAUUCUUUAAUGAAAUAUUCGAUGCACUUUGUAAACUCACUGCUGACCCAGAUCCACAAGUAAAGAAUGGUGCUCAACUAUUUGAUCGAUUAUUAAAAGAUAUAGUUACUGAAAGUCCAACAUUUGAUAUUGACAAAUUUAUACCAUUAUUAAAAGAAAGAAUUUAUGUUAUUAAUCCAUUUUGUAGACAAUUUAUAGUUGGAUGGGUAAUUGUAUUGGAUAGCGUACCAAAUAUUGAUAUGUUGGUACACUUGCCUAAAUUUUUGGAUGGAUUGUUCAAGAUGUUGAGAGAUCAAAACAAAGAGAUUCGUAAUGAGGCUGACAAGUCGUUGAGCGAGUUUCUCAAGGAAUUGCAAACCACCGAAGAGGUGGACUAUGGAAACAUGGUAGCUAUCAUUGUCAGACAUUGCUCAGACACUGAUGAACUGACUCGUCUACGUGCUCUCAAUUGGGUCAAUGAAUUUAUAUCGAUUGGACGUGAAAAACUACUUCCAUACAGUCCACUCUUGCUCACUGGUAUCCUACCCAAUUUAGAACACUCAAUGAAUGAAAUUGAAAAUGUAGCAACCAACUCGAUCAUUUCGCUUCACAAGUUGGUCUAUCACACCUCUCAACCAAUCCCAAUGAAAGAGUUGAUUGAGAUAAUCACCAAAUUCCUCUCAUCCAACUCUGUUCAGAGCCGUCUCAAUUGCCUACGUUGGAUUCUCAUGUUGCACAACAAGUUGCCCAAUGAGAUCGGACCACAUUUGGGAGAUCUUUUCCCACAUCUCCUCAAAACACUCAGCGAUUCGUCAGACGAGGUUGUCACACUCGAUCUCGAAGUUGUCGCCAAGAUCUCUGACAAUACGUUGUUGUUUGAUCGUUUGAUGGAGAGUUUGGUCAAACUCUUCCAAUACGAUUCCAUCCUACUCCGAACUCGUGGCAAUUUUAUUAUUCGUCAACUUUGUCUAUUUUUAAAUCCAGAACUCAUAUUCCGUCGAUUCUCUCUGAUCCUCAAGGACGAGAACGAUGCCGACUUUGCCAGUGUAAUGAUCCAAACCCUCAACCUCAUCCUUCUCACCUCUGACGAAUGCGUAGAUAUUAGAAAGAACCUUAAAACUUUGGCCUCUCCAGAAAGCAGAGACCUCUUUUCAACUCUCUACAAAUCUUGGUCUCAUAGUCCUGCCUCUUUGUUUUCACUUUGUAUGUUGUGUCAAGUUUAUGAACAUUCUUGUGAUUUAUUAUUGAAAUUUUCUGAAAUUGAAAUUACUGUAAACUUUUUAAUGGAACUUGAUAGAUUAGUACAAUUAUUGGAAUCACCAAGAUUCAUGUCAUUAAGAUUACAAUUAUUGGAACCAGAAAAAUACCCAUCUCUCAUCAAAGCACUCUAUGGUUUAUUAAUGAUCCUACCUCAAUCAUCGGCAUUUGAAACACUUAAAAAUAGAUUAACUUGUAUAUCUUCACUAGGAACUUUAAGAUUAAUUCCAAAAACUGAAAACCAAGAUGGAAAUAAUAUUAGUAAUAAUCCAGAUUUGAAAGAUAUUGAUUUCAAGGAACUACUUGAACAUUUUAAACUUGUACAAGACGCUCACGAAAAAUAUAUUAGAAAGAAUGCACAGAGAAAGGCUAGAUCGGGAUUAACAACAUCCUCUGAAACAUCAUCUCCACCAAAACAAUCACAUCUUCCCUAUGGACUUCAAAAUUUUGUAAACAAAAGAGUUGCUCAUCACACCCUAUCUAAUCCUUUAUCAACAAUCGUUAGAAGAGGUGAAGUAACAAAAAAUGGAUCUCAUACACUUCGUUCAUCAGAGGUUCUAGCACUCAUCGAUAAAUGGAGCUUGGAGACCAUCGAAUCAAGUCAUAAUGAACUAGAGUGGGACAAGAACCGAACUAGAGAAUAUGUCUGUCAUCUCCAUACCAUAAAAGACAAAUCAACAAUGACUCGACUGAUGGUCGAUAAACUUUGGUUACUUUGUCGAUUUUGGUGUUGGUCGAUUAAAACUGUUUCAUUGGAUACACUUGCUCCACCUGCUGGAACAAUUGAACCAGACCAUCCCUUGUACAACUUUCUACUCUUUUCAGCUGUUUUGGAAGUUGUUGAUAUUAGAGUGAAUCCUCUAGCAGAGGCCAGAGUUAUUAUAGGUGAAUGUGCAAAACACAAAGUACCUCACAUGGUCACAUUUAGUUUUGUAAAGGGACAUGCAAAAGAUUUGUUGGGAUUGUUUUGCUCAAAUGGAUCAUUUGAACAGGUGCAAUGGUACGUGAACAACACUCCAAAUAUCACUAGUGAUAUAGACAUCAAGUCAAUUGAACUCAUCGCAUCGCUAGAGGUUGCACAACUUCUUAUAGAAAGAUUUCCUCAAUACAUCCCAUCAAACAAUACCGUUGUACUUCUUAUUAAUACCAAUCAACUCGAUAUACUACGAUUCUUCAUUUUGGACAAGAAACUAUUUGACAGGGACUGGGUAUUGAGUUUUGGUAUGAACAACAUCCUCUUUUGCAAAAACAUAGACCUCAUUCAAUUCUUUAUUCCAAACAAGGAAUCAUUUUUGAAACACAAAAAGUCAUCACCACCCUUUUCCAAUUAUUCCGGCUACUCUUCCAAAACCAUCGAGUAUCUGUAUGAGUUGGCUCCUCAAGAACUCAUCCAAGACAUUUCAUCUUGUCCUCCUUCAAAUGUAUUGGCAAGGAAACCAAUAUUCUCAUUAAUAAUGAGGGUAUUGGCUGACGACGGCGGUGUCAAUUUUAAAAAGGAUUUCCCAUUCUUUUUUGAUCAAGCAGUCGUCAGAUAUGGAUCACCAGAUGCCGUUGCCAGUCUAAUAUCUCAAAUGAACCGCACAUGGAAAAAAACAAAACUUUUCUAUCUAACCAUGGUAUCCCUAUUCCGAGGUAACCUCUCCAUUACUUCUCAAUUUACAUCACUUUUACAACAACACAAGAAAAUGUUUGAUAUCACAAACCCCUCAUCAUUCUUGAAAGUAGACCAAGAUUUUAUAGAUUCAGAGAUACUGUUUCUUUACAGAGACAUUGGAAACUGUGGCUCGGCGGAACUAUUUGACAUUGUAAAUGAAGUAAUGUGCACCUUUAAUUAUCCAAUUAAAGGAAAUCAUCUAUUAAUUGCACAAGCUUUGGUUUCUGGUGGUUUAAAACAUGCUUCAUUCCCACCACCAGUUCAAACCAGUCUAUACCUCGAGACAACCGGUAUAUCAAGCUUUGAUUCAUUCUUCAAACAAAGAAAUACUCCAAUACAUACCGACUAUCCAGAAAAAAGACAAAUAAAAUGGAUAAAAGUGGAUAGAAAUGAUUAA